CUGAAAAUCAUAUCCUGAUCGAGUCUAUAUUACAAUAAAGUGAUUUGCUGUUGUAAGAUAGAGUCGUGUCAAAAAAGCGGGCAGCAACGUCACGCUUUCUGACACUGAGCAUCCACUACUCUCGAUGCAGGACAUAUCAAGAUAACACAUCGCAGGAUUCAGACAUUGUCUUUGCAACUCAUCAACAUUACCUUGAGUCUACCGGAAGAUAUAGAAUCGAAACAUCCACCAUCAUGGCGCCCAAGCAAAAGAUCAUCAUUGAUACCGACCCAGGAGUUGAUGAUAUCCUGGCUAUGCUACUAGCAUUUUCUGCCACCCCCGAAGAAAUUGAAGUCCUCCUCAUCUCCCUGACAUUCGGCAAUAUUGAUGUCCAAAACUGUCUCCGUAACGCAGUCUCCUUGUUCCACCAUGUGGAGCAGGAGAUCGCAUGGAGACAGAAGAAUGGAAAAGACCUGGGCUUCGAGACUUUGAGAGCUUCGAAGCCUCUUGUCGCCGUCGGUGCUGAAGAACCACUGGCAGAGCAGCUCAUGAUGGCCGACUUCUUCCACGGUAUCGAUGGUCUUGGUGGUAUUCAUUCUAGUCACCCUCAUUUGACUCCCCAGGAGACGUGGAAGACACUUUUCGAUGCCUCUCAAGAAGUGCGGGAGUCUUCUAUGUUCAAGCCAUCUCAGCGUCGUUCGCAUGAGGAGAUCUUGCGUCUGUUGAAGGAGAACGAACCAGACACCAUCACCAUCGUUGCGAUUGGACCUCUGACCAACUUGGCCAUCGCAGCAGCUCAAGAUCCAGAGACCUUCUUGCGUGUCAAGGAAGUAGUCGUGAUGGGAAAUACCAUCAACGAGCCAGGAAAUGUAACUCCCGUGGCCGAGUUCAACACGUAUGCCGACAGCAUCGCCACGGCCCGUGUAUAUGCACUUACUUCGCCCACCCCGAACUCGACCAUUCCUCCUGCACUGCCUGGCUCAGAAUCACUGCCUCACUUGGCACCGUACCCGGCGAAGCUGUCGAGACAACUCAAGCUUACCGUCUUCCCACUCGAUAUCACCACACCUCAUAAGAUCACAAGGGGGCAGGUUAAACAGACCAUUCAGCCUUUGAUCGAGGCUGGGUCGCCCUUGGCAGAGUGGACCGCAGCAUUCCUGAACUCGACUUUCGCAAAGGUUGAGUCGUUGAUGGAAGGUGUGAGUGGAGAUUCCGUUGGUCUCGAAUUGCACGACCCUCUGUGCAUUUGGUAUGCAAUUACUCACGACGAUGCUGGUUGGAAGAUCAAGAAGGACGAGGAUAUCAGAAUCGAGACGACGGGUCAGUGGACACGGGGAAUGACGGUGGUUGACACGCGUGGUAGAAAGAAGCGGGCUCCGGACGACGGCGAGGGUGAAAUCCCUGGUGAUGCAGGCAACUGGCUCAGCCCCAAUGCAGGUAACCGAGUCGGAAGAUGUGUACAGUCGCCCGGUGUUGACCUCUUUGCGCCGUACCUGUUACGAAGAGUGUUUGGCGCUUGAUGACGGACAGGGCUGAUGCUUGGCCGACCGCGGUCUAUGUUACAAGCUCAUAGCGAUUUGCCUGAAUGCUUCAUAGAAGAUAGAGAUAGACACAGGUGAUGACGGCCUUCUUUCCGAUACGAUUUGCCAAUUGUCACAGUGUAGACCAUGCUCGUGUAGGGCGUACGGGUAAGCAGAAACCGGAGCAAUCGCUGACCUCACUCUGCGGUAUCCUGUGGUGUGCCUGUUGACCUUGGCGGGGGGCUGUGUACUUGGAUGCCAAUUCCCGGC
Molecule: messenger RNA, 1769 nt
Organism: Aureobasidium pullulans EXF-150
Lineage: Eukaryota; Fungi; Ascomycota; Dothideomycetes; Dothideales; Saccotheciaceae
Product: nucleoside hydrolase
Exons: 5
Coding region: 234-1499 (421 amino acids)
Biological process (GO): purine nucleoside catabolic process
Cellular component (GO): cytosol
Molecular function (GO): purine nucleosidase activity
Source: RefSeq, a predicted model, not a curated record